GGAAGAUAGCGACGAUAGCGAGUGUAUCGACCACGCGGGAGCAGAGUUGGUAUCAUCGAAAGAACGUUUGCUCGGUGCCUAAUCGACGCGGCGAGUAUUUUUCCGUGGAGCGAAGAGGGGCGACCCGAUCAACUACUGAUGAUCGCGGCCCGAACGUGCGUGUGCGCGCGCACCAAGUGACUCGCCAGUGCUCGAUCGAGGCGAAGAAGAGUAACGCCGGUGUCGAUACACACCGCGGAUUACGUUGAGCGAACGGUGAAAUGGAAGAGGCGGCGACAUAAUCGAUCGAGAUAUGGAAUAAUCAACGCGGUGCCGCUCAACUUUUGCGCGCCACUUUCGUCGAAUUCGUCCGACGAGCUCGUACGCGGGAAGAAAAAAAUAAAAAAAAAAAAUUGGAACACGAUGAAUCGUGAAAAAGCGAAAAGAAAGGGGAUCGAUGGCGGCUGGGGGUGGUUAGUGUGUUUCGGAAGCAGCCUUAUCUCGCUCUCUUUGAGAUCCUUGGAUCCCUCGUUCGGCCUUCUUUUUCACGAUCUCUUUUUAGAGCUCGAUAUAGAUUCAAUGAAAGCAUCUUUGAUAAUGAGCAUCCUCGACGCUAUCGUCAAUUUUUCCGGCCUUUUGGUAGGACCUUUAUUGAAGAAGUAUUCUUAUCGACAAGUAUCUUUCUUUGGAUCUCUUUUAAGUUGUAGCGGACUGAUAUUGACAUCGAGGGCAAAUAGCAUGAUUCAUAUCGUUUGCACUUAUAGUAUUUUAGGAGGAUUGGGAACUGGAUUGGCGAUCGCAGCAUCUUUCGUAGCAUUGAACACAUUUUUUGACAAAAAGAGAGGACAAGCCGUAGGAUUUUCUAUGGCAGGCACAACAUUGGCCAUGAUGGUGGUGCCUCAGAAUGAUUUCAGAAUAGUUGAUACAUCUUCUUUUGGAUGCUUACGGGUUUCGUGGCGCGAUGUUAAUCGUUGGAGGAUGGGCAUUGCACUCUGCUGUAGGCGCUUGUUUAUUACGUCCGUUUCGAGUCGAAAGUUCAAAACCCCUUGGGAAGAGAAUGACACGUUGUUACGGUUAAAUGAUGCCGAAACGACGAAAAAGGUCGAGUACGGUACGAAUGAUUGCGAAAAUAAUACCACGACGUACGAGGAGAUAAAGCAACACGGCAAAGAAAACGAAUUGUUACGAAAAAUAAAGGAAACUUUCGAUUUGGAUUUAUUCAAGGAUGGUGUCUAUUUAAACAUCAUCGUCGGACUGAGUUUAUAUUAUGUAGCCGAGUCCAACUUCAAACUGAUGACGCCGUUUUUUUUGUCCAGUAUAGGAAUGAGCAAAGCCGAGAUCGCUUCCUGUUUAUCGAUAACUGCGUUCACCGACAUUCUUGCCCGACUUACACUCCCAACCAUAUUCGAUAGAUUAAGAUUGAAAAAGAGGAUCGUGUUCUGGACGUUUUCCAUACUGGUUGGGAUUGGGCGAUCGAUAAUGGUAAUGCAAUCGAAAGGGACAUCUUUGAUAGUGAUAUUCGUGAUAAUAGGAUUUUUACGAGGCGCAACUUUGGUGAAUUUAAAUCUCACCGUAUCCGAAUACUGUUCCUUGAGCAAAUUGCCGAGUGCCUUUGGGAUGUUUAUGGUGUUUAAAGGUUUAUUCGUCAUAAUGUUGAGUCCGUUGAUCGGAUACAUCAGAGAUGCCAGUAAAAGUUAUGCAAUUUGUAUACACGUGAUGACAUUAAUAAUAUCUGCCAUGUUUGUUACAUGGAGUAUCGAGUUUAUAUGCAAGAUAUUUAGAAAAGGGAAAUCCGAUUUAAAUAAAAAAACGCAAGAUGUAUCGAUGGAAUGAAUGUUUAAAUUUUAUCAAAAUCGAUAUACUAUCGAUAUCUAACAUUAGUUAUGUACAUUUUCGCUUCAAGAAUAUAAUUUAUUUCAAUUCUCUCGAAGUUCGUAAUUUUCUUCCAGAUAUUACGAUGUCCAUCUUGGAUUAUAUAAUGUUAUAAUAUACAAUAUUUUUAGACAAAGAUGCGUACCUGACACUUUAUCAUACCUUACUAUUUAUACGAAUUUGUAAUACAAUUUGUAUAAUUUGUAUGAUCUUGUUUAAAAUCAAAUUCUAUUUCGUGAUACAUGUAGAAUAUUCAAUUAUUAAUCUUCUAUUUUAUAUAAAUGAAUGCAAAUAAAAAAAAAAAAGAAGCGUGAGUUCAUAAAA
Molecule: messenger RNA, 2175 nt
Organism: Apis cerana (Asiatic honeybee)
Lineage: Eukaryota; Metazoa; Arthropoda; Insecta; Hymenoptera; Apidae
Product: monocarboxylate transporter 2-like
Biological process (GO): monocarboxylic acid transport; transmembrane transport
Molecular function (GO): monocarboxylic acid transmembrane transporter activity
Source: RefSeq, a predicted model, not a curated record